Messenger RNA from Ostreobium quekettii, 324 nucleotides. The record is from the annotation of a GenBank genome assembly. Lineage: Eukaryota; Viridiplantae; Chlorophyta; Ulvophyceae; Bryopsidales; Ostreobiaceae.
AUGCACACAGCGCCUGGUUUCAACAGCCAUAUGGGAGUUCAAGGACACUUGUUCCAUGUCCCCAGUGUCUGCCCAGUGGAGACAGAUGGCAAAAGCAGGAAGACCGUCCCUGUCCUGUCAACAACUGGCAUGGGUGACAGGCGCAGCAUGUGCAUGGUUCAGCGCAAGAUUCAGGAUUCAAGAUUUGGAAGAAGGGUCCAGCUCCUGUUGCAGUGCCUCGGGCAACUGGCAGCUGUUGUUGGGUGUAUGGAUGUUUUCUCGGAUGUUGCCCUUCCAGCCCACCGAUCAACAGGAAUGGACAACAAGACACAUGGGUGGCUGUAA